Molecule: messenger RNA, 1599 nt
Organism: Punica granatum (pomegranate)
Lineage: Eukaryota; Viridiplantae; Streptophyta; Magnoliopsida; Myrtales; Lythraceae
Source: RefSeq, a predicted model, not a curated record
CAGCCAGCCAGCCUGCCCGCGGGAAUUCCGAACCGGCGGUGAGGUCUCUCUCGGCUAUGGCGGAAACCUCAACUGCAGCUGCUGCUGCUUCUUCUCCAUCUUCUUCUUCUACUUCCGAUGCGGUCUUACAAGCCCUAGUGAAGAGAGGAUGGUCGUUCGCCGACCCGGAACACAUUAAGGCCAUUACCACAGUGAAGUGCAUUCUGCUCGAUGACCCCGAGGACACGCGCUCCGUCGCCGAAGCCGUAGAAUCGGAGCUUCUGAAUUUGGACCUCAGGUCCAUCGGGGCCAAGUCCUUGCCCGAUCCGGCUGCUCUUCGCAAGUCCUCGCAUCUCUUCGGCCCCAAAGUUCUUCAGAUCUCUUCAGUGAGGGACAUAUCCAAGAGCAGCAUAGAAGAUGUGCCAAAGAAUUCCAGUCGGCGCUUGUUGAGGUUAAAACUCACUGACGGGCACAUUGAGAUAACUGCUGUAGAGUUCACGCAUAUACCGUCAAUUCCAGGGGAUGUUGUCCCUGGUACCAAGGUCCGAUUAGAAAACAAAGUCGCAGUGCGCAGUGGCAUUGUAUGCUUAGGUCCUCGAGUGCUUACAGUUUUGGGCGGGGUAGUUCAAUCUCUCUAUGAAGAAUGGGAGAUGAGCAGAAAAUACUCGGCCUUCUCUCGUGAAUCGUUACAAUCACAGCAUACUGAUGACGGUGGUCCACCCCCAUUUGAAAAAUUACAAAUCAAUGCAUCAUCAAGUCGGGUUGCUCAACCAGGAGGAUUUUCACAAAGAUCUGGGUCCACCUCUAAAAAUAAUAGAUCAGGUGACUGGGAAUCUGCAGAUACAUUAAGGAAUAAAUCUAGUGGGAGAUGGGAAAACCGUGAACCCAGAGCAGAUGCUGAAGGCAGAACUUUGAGAACAGCUUCCUUCACUGGAAAAGCUGAAGAAAAACCUAAUACUUCUUCUGACACUAGACAAAAAGAAGUUGCGGAGUCUGCACCUGUUCAAAAUCAAGCGGCGGCUCAAAAGCUCCUCCAAAAGAUGAGUCAGCCGAGUCAGGAGCGAGGUAGGAGAGGGCGAGGAAAGGGAAGACAAGAAGAAGCCCAGGUUUUCACACUGGAUGAGUGGGAAAAGAGGAAGGCAGCUGUAAAGCCUUCAAUGAAGGAGGAGCUUCCUAAUAGAAGUGUCGAUGAGGAUCUCGCGUGGCAGCUUCAAAACCAAUUUGAUUUGGAAGAUGCCCAUUAUGUGCAGGGAAGCCCUGACGAGACAGAAGCAGAGAGAAUCAGGAGGAGCAUGUUCAGUUAUGGAAAGGAGAAUGACAAUGCCCAGGGGCUCGGUGGCGGUCGUAGAGGCAGGGGAAGGGGGAGGCGGAAGAGAAGAGGAAGAUUCUGAUGACAUAGGCCCCCUCUUGCACUUUCAUAUUUGUUUGUAAAGUCGUGCUGUUUGGUAUUCCGUGACACUUGGACUUGUUUUCUGAUCAAAUUUUAUCCCAGACUAUGAUUGAACAUGAUUCUUGCCUUUUGUAAGCAACUUGUUCCAGCUGAUGGUUAUACGAUUGCCUCUCGGAGAAGUCGGAAAAGAGGAAGAAUUUGUCAGGAAAAAUAUGCCAAUCGUUCUCCUA